This is a messenger RNA of Fomitopsis serialis, 668 nucleotides long. RefSeq lists its product as uncharacterized. The record is from RefSeq and is a predicted model, not a curated record. The transcript is spliced from 2 exons. The coding region runs from base 41 to 514 and encodes 157 amino acids. Lineage: Eukaryota; Fungi; Basidiomycota; Agaricomycetes; Polyporales; Fomitopsidaceae.
CAAGGCGUACCUUUGCGUGCGAUACCGGGUUCUACGCCGGAUGGAAUACGUUCCGCCCAGCGCAAGUAGGUCAGUUUUCCGAGGAGGCUCGCGGCGAGCAGGGUGCACGCCGCCCAGAUGGUCAGUGCCUCCAGGUUGCGCUUCAUCGAGAACAUCAUGCCUCGCUAGGGCAAUAGUGCGCAGACGGCCUACCCAAAGUAUCGAGUGGCAAGACGCAGACAGCCUUCGUGGCGGCCAGCCGACACACUUGGGCGCUCCCUUUCGACCCACUAUAAACCGCAGGGAUGUAUCCGCCGGGAUCACGCGUGCUGUAACUUACAUGCGGAGCAGCGAGUUCGGGCGAGCCCCAAACGCAAGAAGUCUCUGGAAGACCUUCCAUAUAGGACAGGUUCUUCCAUUGGCAGCCUUCCGAUGGCUCGAGGAGCACGGGCGCCGACACCUCAGUACGGAAACGCAGCGCAGGAGAAGCUCGGAUGCUAUCGCAGCUACGGGUCAGAUACGCCCAACGGGCUAAUCUUGGAUAUGUGAUCUUGCGCUCUGCGCGGUGCCGGUGGACGCUCAUGACACUGUCGCACAGGCCGCGGUACGCGGUAAGUUUGAGCCUAUCCCGCAUGCAUCAACGCAGGCACUGCAUCGAGCUUCAAUGCCAAUCGGUAGCACGGCCAGUC